CUCUCCCUGACUCGCGGGGGGUGGGGGUUGGUGAUCAGAGCGGGGGGGCUGGGAGCCGGACGCCUGGGUUCUGUUUCUAACCCCGCCUUUGUUCUCCCCCUGCUGCAGGCCCAUGGCCGAGGUGCACCUCAUCGGGCAGAUCGUGGGAGCCAGCGGCUUCCCCAGCAGCAGCCUCUUCUGCAAGUGGGGAAUCCACACAGGUGGCGCCUGGAAGCUGCUCUCCGGCCUGCGGGAGGGGCAGACGCAGGUGGAUCACCCCCAGCUGGGCGAUGUGGCCUACUGGUCCCACCCCAUCGACGUGCACUUUGCCACCAAGGGGCUGCAGGGCUGGCCCAAGCUGCACGUGCAGGUCUGGCACCAGGACCCCUUCGGGCGCAGGGAGCUCUACGGCUACGGCUUCUGCCACGUGCCGUGCAGCCCGGGCUGGCAUGCGCUGGCCUGCGUCACCUGGCAGCCCCUGGGCUCGUGGCAGGAGCGGCUCUCCCAGCUCUUUGUGGGCGGGGGGCCCCAGCUGCUGAACAGCGACCUGAUCUACACGGGGGCCGACCGGUACCGCCUGCAGACCGUCGCCGCGGGCACCGUGCACCUGGAGCUGGGCGUGCUGCUGCGCCACUUCGCCCGCUACGGGGUGGAGUGCUAGGGAGCGGGCAGGCCCCCGCCGCGGGCUGGGUGCUGUACGGACUCCCCGCUGUGGGGCGGGGCUCUAGGGAGCGGGCAGGCCCCCGCCGCGGGCUGGGUGCUGUACGGACUCCCCGCCGUGGGGCGAGUCUCUAGGGAGCAAGCAGGCCCCCGCCGCGGGGUGGGUGCUGUACGGACCCCCCCCGCUGUGGGGCGGGGCUCUAGGGAGCAAGCAGGCCCCCGCCGCGGGGUGGGUGCUGUACGGACCCCCCCGCUGUGGGGCGGGGCUCUAGGGAGUGGGCAGACCCCCUGCCGUGGGGUGGAGCGCUAGGGAGUGGGAGGCCCCCCACUGCGGGCUGGGUGCUGUAUGGACCCCCCGCUGUGGGGCAGGGCUCUAGGGAGUGGGCAGACCCCCUGCCGUGGGGUGGAGCGCUAGGGAGUGGGAGGCCCCCCACUGCAGGCUGGGUGCUGUACGGACCCCCUGCCAUGGGGCGGGGCUCUAGGGGUCUGCACAGAUCCUCUCCCUGCUGCGGGUGUGGUGCUGGGGCAGCCCUUGGAUCCGGGAGGGUCACAGCAAAUUCUCCCCCACCAUUUGGUGCCCCCAGACCCUUUCCCAGUGUGGACAUUUCAGCUGCUUCAUGUGGCUCUUUUGGAAGAACUGGGAGUGCGGGGGGGAGGGGCCCUGAGCCCUUUCCUUCUCUGGGGGGCUGGUUUCAGUCUGUUUCACGGAUGGGGGGGCAGGACUUCUGGGUUCUUUCCCCUGCUCUGCCAUUGACCCUGAUGACCGGGGCUGGUCCCGGUGCCCCUGGGGGUUGGGCGGGUGCCUGCAGCGCUGUCCGUGGGGGGCUCAGCCCCGGGGCGGGGGGGAAUCGGACCCAUCACUGGCUCCAUGGGGAGCGCUGGGGGCUGGCGGGGGGGCAGGAGCUCCCUUGGCCUCCUGCUCCCCAAAGAGCUGCCCCGUCUCUCUCCCUGCCCCCCAUUGAACAAACCCCCCUUUAUAUAAAGACCCUUUUGCACUAAGGCUUUUCCGAGAGUUUCUCUUCUCCCCACCCACCCCGGGUCGCCAUGGUGACCUCUGCAGCAAAGGAUUGUGGGGGUGUAGCUGCGGGCUGGUGGGGGGGCCGUUGACUGGGGGGGAGAAACGUCAUCAGCGAUUGCCCCCUGCAUGGCGUCCGUUCCCGUCCCAGCCUGCCGCCCCCCCGAAGUGCCUUCGCCUGUGGAACUCACUGCCACAAGGGCUGAGCGGGCUGGGCGCUCCGUGGGCACAGACCAGCCAGCGGGAGGGUGACGAUAUCCCCAGGAGGGGAUGAGUCUCCCCUGCCCCACCCCCAGCUCCCGGGGUGGGGGGCAGGUGGCUCUCGGCCCGUCGGGAGGCCCCAGCUCCUGCUCUGCCCCCCGCUCGGGCAAAGCUGGAGACGUGUCCCCAAGGUGCUGUUCCAGUGUCGCCCCAGCAGAGGGCGCCCCUGGCCCAUGUCUGCUCCAGUUAAU
Molecule: messenger RNA, 2106 nt
Organism: Mauremys mutica (yellowpond turtle)
Lineage: Eukaryota; Metazoa; Chordata; Testudines; Geoemydidae
Product: B9 domain-containing protein 2-like
Exons: 4
Coding region: 113-640 (175 amino acids)
Biological process (GO): cilium assembly
Cellular component (GO): MKS complex
Source: RefSeq, a predicted model, not a curated record